This is a messenger RNA of Astyanax mexicanus (Mexican tetra), 3173 nucleotides long. It is a transcript of the gene gsk3ab, whose product is annotated as glycogen synthase kinase 3 alpha b. The transcript is spliced from 10 exons. Gene Ontology annotation, cellular component: nucleus; cytosol; axon. Gene Ontology annotation, molecular function: protein serine/threonine kinase activity; ATP binding. The record is from RefSeq and is a predicted model, not a curated record. The coding region runs from base 191 to 1513 and encodes 440 amino acids. NCBI's taxonomy places the organism in Eukaryota, Metazoa, Chordata, Actinopteri, Characiformes, Acestrorhamphidae. Gene Ontology annotation, biological process: negative regulation of canonical Wnt signaling pathway; extrinsic apoptotic signaling pathway in absence of ligand; negative regulation of TOR signaling.
CACGUCAGGUCGGACAGACUGGGGGGGAGAAAGAGGAGACGUACCAGCGAGCCGCUCCAGCGCUCUUUAUGUUUUAUUAUUUUUAUUAUAAAGGUGCUCAUAUUUUAAAUUGGCACCUCGGUUAAGCGCGUUCCUGCCGACACCCUUUUUCCCGCCCCCCCUGCCCCCCGCACUCUCUCCGAAAACCAAAAUGAGCGGCAGCGGGCGGCCCAGGACCAGCUCGUUUGCCGAGCCUCCGGGGGCUCCAGGAGCCGCCGCGGCCGCAGCCGGAUCGGCCGUGGCCGGCGGGAGCGCUUCGGGUAAGUCCGGGGCUGCACAGGCCUCCGGCGCUAGCUCGGCCGGCUUCGGGAACCUGAAGCUCAGCAGGGACAGCGGGAAGGUGACCACGGUGGUAGCCACACCUGGGCAAGGUCCAGACCGCCCUCAGGAAGUGUCCUACACGGACAUCAAAGUGAUUGGAAAUGGCUCUUUCGGAGUGGUGUAUCAGGCCCGGCUCAUCGACAGCCAGGAGAUGGUGGCAAUCAAGAAGGUUCUGCAGGACAAGAGGUUUAAGAACCGAGAACUACAGAUCAUGCGGAAGCUGGACCACUGCAACAUUGUUAGGCUACGUUACUUCUUCUACUCCAGCGGGGAGAAGAAAGAUGAAGUGUAUCUGAAUCUGGUGCUGGAUUAUGUACCAGAGACUGUGUACAGGGUGGCACGCCACUUCAACAAGGCCAAGACCACCAUACCCAUUAUCUAUGUCAAAGUGUAUAUGUAUCAGUUAUUUCGCAGUCUGGCGUAUAUUCAUUCCCAAGGCGUCUGCCACAGAGACAUCAAACCACAGAACCUGCUGGUGGACCCAGACACAGCCGUGCUGAAGCUGUGUGACUUUGGAAGUGCAAAGCAGUUAGUUCGUGGCGAGCCGAACGUUUCGUACAUCUGUUCGAGGUAUUACCGCGCCCCAGAGCUUAUCUUCGGAGCCACCGAUUACACCUCCAACAUUGAUAUCUGGUCAGCUGGCUGCGUAUUGGCUGAGCUGUUGCUGGGGCAGCCCAUCUUCCCCGGUGAUAGCGGGGUUGACCAGCUAGUUGAAAUCAUAAAGGUUUUGGGGACGCCCACAAGAGAACAGAUCCGGGAAAUGAAUCCCAACUACACAGAGUUCAAAUUCCCACAGAUCAAAGCGCAUCCCUGGACUAAGGUGUUUAAGCCCAGGACGCCUCCAGAGGCCAUCUCGUUGUGUUCUCGUCUGCUGGAGUACACGCCGGUGACCCGCCUCUCUCCGCUGGAGGCCUGCGCCCACGCCUUUUUUGAUGAGCUGCGCCAGCCCAACGCCCGCUUGCCCAGCGGCCGAGAGCUGCCCAUGCUCUUCAAUUUCAGCCCUGUGGAGCUGUCUAUCCAGCCACAGUUGAACUCCACUCUCAUUCCUCCUCACGCUCGCUCGCAGACGACAUCUGCUUCACACGAAGGCGGUGUGUCAGACAGUCCAGCCCAGUCCAGCUCGGCACCAGGAGCCCUGAGCAACAGCACCUGAGCGUUCCCUCUGUGUUACUGCACCGUUCUCCCCUUUUCCCCACUUCCUCCUUCUCCUUCUCCUUCUUCACCUCAACCUCCCACUCCUCCUUCUCCUCCCCUCUCACUUCCUGUCAUCUUUCCCUGGCUCCUGCCUUCUUCAAGCUCCAAAUCCAGCUUCCUCACUCGCUUCCACACCCACAACCUUGCCCAGUCUCUGAGCCCUACUGUUAUGGCCAUGUGUCCACUUCCAUGGGAGCAUGUUUUUAAACUUUUUUCUUUUUUGUUUUCAGCUCAUUGUUGUUUUUUAAUUUAUUUUAUUGAUACAGUUUGCCUCGCUGACCCCUAGUGGCAGGAGGAGCAAAGCACAUUUAACUGCCCUCAUUGUUCGCCCUAUCCUGGAGGUCCACCAUGUUUUAUUACAUUUUAGACAGACUCACACAACGCAGAUGUAGUCGUUCACUUUAGCUUGCUCUUAAAUGUAACGUUGUUGUUUUUAGCUUGGUUUCUUUUUCGUUCUUAAACAAGAGACCAUGUCCUUCAAGGGAGUGUGCAUUCAGAGUUUUUAUUCUUUUUCUUUUUUUUUCCUUUUUAUGAAUUAGGAAUACUUCAGCUAUUUAUCACACUUCUCUAUCUGCUGCACUUGAAGCGUAGGGUCAGUUACCACAGAAACAGUAAAAAUCACAAGGUUUCCUUAAAUCUUAUACUUAUAAAAACAAAAAUGCUACUGAAUAGAAAUAAACCUCUUUUGUUAGAAUUCAGUGGGCAGAUCCUGAAUUCCAUGAAAUUAAGUUUAAAGUGAGCCACUCUGAUUCUGUGAUCCUCGAUAUAUCGUAAGACAAUUCCCUACAAUACUUAAUAGCAUCUGUGUGUGCUAAAUAAUCAAAUACCAGAAAUUACAGAUUUAUUGAUGUCACUUUCACAGAAUUUUACAUCCAAUAUUUUUCACUGCAGCUUCACUCUAUUCGUUUGAUUAUAGCGCCACCAAGUGGAGUAAUGAAGCAUUAACUUUAGUAAAUCAAAUUGGGUGGCGAUAAUAGUCUUAGGGAGUUUAGAGAGUCUAUGCUUCCUUAAAAAAAUAUUAAUAUGUGAUGCCACAAAUCAGUACAAUAUAUUGCGAUAUCCAUAUAUUGUCCCACCCCUAAUCUAUGCUAUUGUCUGUGGUGAUGAACCUUGCAAUACAUGUACAUCAAAUAGAGGUCAGGUUCAGAACAGCUGAAUUUCUCCUUUAAAGGCUGCUGAUCUGGGCUCAGCGUUUUUGUCUUUCACAUCCCAGUAAACAGAAUGAAAUGGGUGGACAGGGCUGAGCUCAGAGCAGUUCUCUUUCUUUAUUCUAUUUUUUAUGUUAUGUUAUUUGUGAACCCUGUCUUCAGCUUGGUCGAAAAGGAUCCAGACUCUAAUUACAACAAAAUACAAGAACAUUUAACAUUUAAUUCCCCCCCUUUUUCCUGUGCUCUAAGCUUUAGCCACAUCAUUCCAUUGGAGUCUUUAUAUAAUACCACAACACAUCUAUCAAGUGUGUGUUUGUGUGUAUGUGUAUGUAUGUGUGUGUGUGUGUGUGUUUCAGUAGAGUUAGGAUUACGUCUAUGUUUAAAUGGCUGCUGACCUGUGAUGAUGAAUCUAUAUCAUUGUAAGUAUCAGAGCUACACACACACGCGCAUAUAUAUAUAUAUAUAUAUAUA